GUUCGCAUGUAGAAUUACCAGACACCUUGUUUUACAAUGAAAAUUCCUACUUGCCUAGUAUUCAAAACUGUGAUCUCAACACAUCCUGUCACCAUAGUAGUUCAGUACCAUGGAAUCUUCCUUCCAACCCCACAACUCCACCGAAGAGGAUUGAAUGGUUUCGAGGCAAAAGGCUUUACGAAAUUACACUUGGAUCCUUACCGAGCCAACAUCCACGGCACACGAAGGGCCACAAUUCUGAGCACUUCCAGUGGACGAACAAGAAAGGAGGUCACAUCUGGGUUUAGAUGAGAAAUUUGAAGGUUUUCCAAAGCCAAUGCUGGUUGAGAUCGAGAGUCAAUUUCUGAUGUUCAAGAAUCGAUUGCACACACCAAUCGAUCCAGGAGGUGUGGGGCUCAGACUCAUCGGCACUCGCCAUAGCCAUCACCUCCAUAUCAGAUUUCCUAGCACUCAUGCGUAAGAGUUGCUAACAAAUAGAGUUCGGCUUUAUUCAAACCGGCCUCACUGCUCGAACACCGGUCGCGCUCAUCGAUCACUUUUCCUCAUCAAGUCACCUCAUGUGAACUUAUCAAUCUCCAGGCAGCAGCCGACGCGAAAAGCACAAUUCCAAUUGUGCUGUGGGCACACAGCACCAUUCGGACUUGUUUGAUUAUUUGGGGCCAAACCUGUAUUUUUCUCACUGUUCACUUCAGUGAUGAUUCCACCCAUUAAUCCAUGCAUAAUAAAGAAAUCUAUCAAAUUUCCAUAAUGUGUCAAUGCUAAUUUAAUAAAUCACACUUGUCAAAUUUAUCCAAUAUCUCACUUGAUCCUUAACAAAAUACUGGAUUAUUUCGCCCCACUCCACUAAUUUAAGUACAAGCGAUGGCCUGAACUUAAAGGAUUCUCACUUCUACAUGCCUCACCUCGGAUAAAGUAAAGUAAUCUGGUGUUCAGGAAUGAAAUUUAGGUACGAAAUUAACUUCGUGAAGCUUUAGUUCUACACCACUUGACAAACAUCGUAUCGCUAAUGUUAACAUGAUAAUCAUACGGAUAUUUUUCCCGGAGAAAAUCAAGUUCUAAUUAUCUGUUAUUAGUUAACUCGCUUCAUGAUUAGUACAAUUCAAGCUCAACCGGGAGAGACAUACUCCCUCCGUCAGCGUACGACUGGGCUCAGAAGCUGGCAUACUACACUUGACGAGGAAUAGUAGUAUACGAGUGUGCAUGGGAUACUUGAUUGGAACCGUAUGUCAAAUUCUCAAGUGCUCUGUGCUGUCGUCCGCGCCUCAUGCACGCCAGUUGUUGCUCGCGCGUCUGAUAGUACGGGAGGAGCAGCGCCUUUGGCCUUUCUCAAGGAUCGACAAGAUUGCCACUUCAUUGUCGAAACAUCUGGAAGAGCUUUCCCUGCCUUGCGUCAACGCUUCUGUACACUUCAUGGAUGGCUCGAGUUCGAUGAGCUUACGGUGGCUGUGUACUUUGGUCCAACUCGUCACGUUCAUUUCACCACGGCCUCCAAUCGGCCGAUUGACACCAACCGUCCGGAGCUUUGAUGUGUUUGCGCAAUGCUGUCAUUUUUCUGGCCCAUUUCCAUGCCCGCGUGAAAGGUUGGUUACGUCCCUGAUCGCUAAGAGCCGCACAUGCGCAAUUUCAUGCCGUUUUGAACGAGCCAAUCUUUCAGGGGCUCAGCUCAUCUUUCAAUCGAUGAUGUACGCACUGGAGACCCGAGAGAGAGUAGGUGGCUGGAGAUGGCAGUUCUGCAUCACUGGAAGGUAUAGACCGACCACAGCGUAUACAUCGGGUCGUUACGGGACAAGCAGACGGCUCGGACAUGAGCCUAGAAUUGAUUCGGCAGUGCACAAAAUGGCAAGUGUCACAGAACUACCCUUGCUUGUGAAAAGCUGCAACUUAGAAGAUGCAGGCGAAGGGAGGUACGGCUUCGUGUGUGAGAUAGAAGACUGAAACCCGAAAAGGCAAUGAACCUAAUCCACAACCACUCUCAAAGCAGGACCCGAGAAUUGUCAGCUGGGGCAAACUUACACCUCCUUUACGAACAGGGCAUUCAGUGGAGAGCAGUAAGGAGCCUGCAGGGUCUGUAGUGAGACAGUUUGUACUCUGUAGUUGGUGCGAUCAUGAUGUAGAAGGCCAGAAGGUAUGGCAUCAAGGUUACUAAAUUUCUAUGAAAUCCCUCAUCCUCUCUCUGCCUUGCGCCAGUGACAGAGAAAAGGCCCAGAACCCCGAAAUGCAGACACGGUCUCAACGGAACGAAUGACGGACGAGACAGGGCCGAUGCGAAAGUCUUCACUUUCGAUGAAAGUAGGGCUCACGGUAUCCCUUGGCGAAUGCAGACCGACACAGGCAUGACAGAUUCAUUCUUUGCAGUAGCUCUAGUCUGGAGAAGAAAGUGGAGCCGCAUUCCACCCAUUAUAAUACCCUGGACUGGGGAUUAACCGGGAAAAAAACGCGUGAACAUGAAUCUAAUUCCCGCGCUGCAGUCUGAAAGUCGAUGAGCACGGGUACUGCCUAGGCCAUUACGAUUCGCUUCUAGCCGGGGGCAAAGGUAGAGCUGUGACGAAUUCGAAUGUGAAGAGAGAUGGCGAUGGCAACCGACAUUCAGCGCGAACUCGCGAACACGAGGAACGACCACAUGACACGAAACCGCCUUCUGCGAAAUCUGCACCAGCACCUCCCUCCCGUGAGAGGCCCAAAUGUAGACCUAAUGAGCAGGGGGAGAACAUCGCGCAGUUUGUUUUAAUACCGUCUAGUAUUCCCCCCGUCCCAGCGGGACGGACAGGCGCAAGGGGAAUGAUUGGGCGAGCGGAGCGGGGCCCUGACGCCUUCCUUACACAAUCGAGAGCAGAGCAGAGCAGAUCGGUCUCCUCCCCCCCUCGCCCCCCCCCCCCCCCCCCAACGUACACUUCCCGACGAGGGGCGACGAGGUCGGGAUUUUCAAAUACGAAACGGUGGGGGAGCUCCAGGGGGCCUAGCGUAGCGUAGCUGCAUCAGGGGAGGGGAGGAGGCGCAGGGCAGAGCAGUACAGUACAGUACAGCCAGAGGAGGAUACGGGCCUUGAAAAGAGAAGGUUUCCAGGGGGGGCAAUAAUGCCCCUAUAUUUGAAGCUUCUUGACAAGGCAAUCAUCGUCGUUGCGGAGAUCAAGCGUCAGUUAGACAGUAUUACGGCACAUUAAGUGACAACGAGUGCUGUCAGUAAUUGGCUUAUGAUUCAUAUUUCGCGAGAGGUGAAAUUCAAUUGGAUGCUGCUCGAGCCGGGACAUCUGCAUCAAUGGAGAUUUGAACACGUACUGCCGAUCUUCCAAGGCAGAACAUCGCUCAUGAUGCUCUACGACCAGUGUCACUUUCUGCGAAGGUAGGGGCGUGCCGCUUCAUUUACUUUUACUGUACUCGGCCGCCAAAUUAAGCGCAGGAGGCGUUCAAAUUCCAGGACGACUCUCCACCAGAUUUGGAUCUGAUAAAUUGGCGCUCGCCGCUCGGGCACCCCCAAUCAAAAUAUGAUUAUAUGAAAUACGCUUAUAAUAACCUCGACUCCAGGAGGUCUUAAAUGGGAGUCUUUCGGUGAAGAUCACACGGCUGUUUGAAAUGGAUUGUAAGUAUUAAAGUCGUGUCGACUGGUUUAAUUCGGACCUGGUGGGGCCACACGUCAAGACUCUUAAGUUAGCUCGCCUGACUCUCGGGGACGCAGGAAUCGGCCCAAGGGCUCGUCACGCAACAAGUCUUGUUGUUGAUUCCUUCGGGUCCGAGGCUUAUGCAGCCUCCAUGGCUUGAAACCGCUCAAUCAUGAAGCCUCUUGACUCCUCUUGAAUCCUCUGUAAUGACGAAAAGGUCCGAUUGUGCCUUGCGCUCGACCAAGCGUGGCAUCUGCUCGAGCUUCCAAGUACACAACUGUACGCAGAAGCGAUUGAUCAGGAAGUCCGUUAAUGGAUGCCGAGGUUGAGCCCCGACCAGCAUAACCAAAUCAUUUGUGACGAGAGUUGUGGCAAUGCGGCUGCCAGCUGCAUUCAAGGUUUUCCUCUGCGAUCCUUAAUGCAUGCCAUGCCGGAAUCAAUACGGUCUCGCAUCGAGUCUCCACGAGUCCCCCCAUCGAUCCCACUCAAUUGACGCAUCAUCGGAAGCUCCAUCGACCAUACAGUCGGUGCAGAGCAGAGCCCACUCAUGUCUACAAGAAUUCGGGGCCAUUUCCGUUGCUGGAGCCCGACCGCCUCCUCUUGCGGCCUUGCACCAUCGAGUUCCGACUUCGCACACUUAUUCCGAGUGUCCUUGAUUUCGAUCCAGCCAAAGUCCAGAAGAACAGUGCCCAGGAUUUUGGAUAAUGUGUAAAUAUAACCUAUGAUUCCAAACUGUCUGUCAUGAUUACCGCCUUUCAAAUCCAGC
Messenger RNA from Marchantia polymorpha subsp. ruderalis, 4362 nucleotides. The record is from the annotation of a GenBank genome assembly. NCBI's taxonomy places the organism in Eukaryota, Viridiplantae, Streptophyta, Marchantiopsida, Marchantiales, Marchantiaceae.